This is a messenger RNA of Achroia grisella, 756 nucleotides long. Its product is annotated as transmembrane protein 138-like. The record is from RefSeq and is a predicted model, not a curated record. Gene Ontology annotation, cellular component: cilium. NCBI's taxonomy places the organism in Eukaryota, Metazoa, Arthropoda, Insecta, Lepidoptera, Pyralidae.
UAAAUAUACCAAAAGGAAAACAGACUGCUUGAUCUGUAUUUCUUUAUUUGUCAAUAAAAUAUAAUUUCAUUUGAAAAUUUAUGAAAUUUAAUCAAUAUAAAAACGAAAAAUAACAAACCAUUAUAAUAAUGAAUGUUGACUUUAAUCAAAACUAUAAAGUAAAAUAAUCACAUAAUUUAUUUUGUUACAAUGAAGUUGUCAACGCCUAGAUAUUCGUUUUGUUUGUUUUUCCAACUUCUUUUUAUGUUUUUGGACUUAUUAUUUAAUUGUAUCAGUUUAUUUCCACGUAGUCGUGAUGGGCUUCUCGUUUUGUUCAUAUUCCAGGACCUGUUUCUUAUACUGUCUAUCACUGCAAUGCUGAUGACCUUCUUCUCAACAUAUUUAUUUCAAGCUGGUCUGGUGGGCGUGCUGGUGCGCAGGUUCGGUGCGUGGGGCGCGGCGGCGGCGUCGUACGCGGCGGCCAGCGUGGCGCUGCACGCGGCCUGGUUGCUGCACAAGUGGCCGCGCGCAGACGCUGUCUCCCCGCCGCUACUCAUACUGCUCUUCACUGUGCACAGAUGCCUGUCACCCUGGUAUUACUUCUUCUACAAGCGGGCGGCGCUGCGCGUGAGCGACCCGCGGUUCUACGAGGACAUGGACUGGAUCAACCACCAGCUGCAGACACAUUGAACGACCCUCUGGACACGGCUUCCUUCGCGACACAACUGAUAUUACCCUCAUUUGAUUAUCUAUAAAUAAGUAUGUUUCUAGUCAAUG